Hevea brasiliensis (rubber tree) is the source of this 1627-nucleotide messenger RNA. Its product is annotated as auxin-responsive protein IAA9. The coding region runs from base 203 to 1348 and encodes 381 amino acids. Gene Ontology annotation, biological process: regulation of DNA-templated transcription. The record is from RefSeq and is a predicted model, not a curated record. Gene Ontology annotation, cellular component: nucleus. Lineage: Eukaryota; Viridiplantae; Streptophyta; Magnoliopsida; Malpighiales; Euphorbiaceae. Gene Ontology annotation, molecular function: protein binding. The transcript has 6 exons.
GCCGUAGUCUUUGUUGCUUUCUGCUUAAUGGAAGGACCUUGAGCCUAUGCCUUAGCUCUCUUUCUUUCUCUGUUGUUCGUCGCCUGCGAUUCCUGCAUUUUCUGUUGAAAUUUGAAAGCGUUUGCUGAUUUUCCUCUUUUUCUUUCUCUGAUUUCUUAGUUCUUCAGGUAAAACGUAAAGACACUAAUUUGUGAAGGGUGCGAUGUCUCCACCUCUGCUGGGUGUUGAGGAGGAAGGUAAGAGCAAUGUCUCUUUAGUGGCCUCUUCGACAUCCAUUGAUUGUAUCUCCCAGAAUGGCUGCGGUUUGAAAGAACGUAACUAUCUGGGUUUGUCAGAUUGUUCUUCAGUUGACAGCUCUGCAGUCCCAAGCUUGUCAGAGGAGAAUAAAAACAAUCUAAAUUUGAAGGCUACUGAGUUAAGGCUUGGUCUUCCUGGAUCCCAAUCUCCUGAAAGAGAAGCAGAUGUUUCCUUGCUGAUUAGAGGGAAACUUGAUGAGAAGCUGCUGUUUCCGAUGCUUCCUUUAAAGGAUGGAAUCUGCUCAUCAUCACAGAAGCAUGUUGUUUCGGGCAACAAAAGAGGAUUUUCUGACACCAUGGAUGGAUUCUCAGAGGUUAAGGGUUCUUUGUAUUCAGAAAAGAACUGGCUGUUUCACUCUGCUGGUACAGAGUCUGAUUCUCCACAAUCUGUCGGUCAAGGGAAGUUCCCUGGUAGUUCUGGGAUAAAUGCAAUGCUAUCACCUAGACCUUCUGGUGCUCAAUCAGCCAUGAUAAAAGAGGUGUCACAGAGAGGGUUACAGGACCGGUCUCAUGCUGCCAAUGGAACCAACCUGAACCAAACUGGUACUUCUAACAACAGCAGCAGUGACCCUGCUGCCAAGGCACAGGUUGUUGGCUGGCCUCCAAUUAAGUCAUUUAGGAAGAACACAUUAGUCACCUCUUCAAAGAACAAUGAUGAAGUUGAUGGAAAACCUGGUCCUGGUGCUCUUUUUGUCAAGGUCAGCAUGGAUGGUGCUCCUUAUUUGAGGAAGGUAGAUCUUAGAACCUACUCCACUUAUCAAGAACUCUCUUGUGCUCUUGAGAAGAUGUUCAGCUGUUUUACUAUAGGUCAAUGUGGAUCUCAUGGAGUUCCUCAAGGGAAGGAAAAGCUGAGUGAGAGUAGCUUGAGAGAUCUUUUGAAUGGAUCAGAAUACAUGCUUACAUAUGAGGAUAAGGAUGGUGACUGGAUGCUUGUAGGGGAUGUACCAUGGGAGAUGUUUAUUGACACAUGCAAGAGACUAAAGAUUAUGAAGAGCUCUGAUGCGAUUGGGUUAGCUCCCCGGGUGGUGGAGAAAUCCAAGGUCAAGGCCUAGAAAGGGACUCUGGUUAUGCUCAAAGAGGAAUGCUUUUAUCGAUUGAAGAAAUGUGGUGGUUGAUGUGGUUCAGAUGCAACGCCUGAUUUAUGUUUUGAUUGCAUGAAGAAGUGGAUGUUAGUUUAUGCUUGUUUCAAGCCUGAUUGGUAUAAAAACUGCUUUAUGUUAUUAAAAGAAAAGGUUACGGAGUUAAUAUAUCUAUAUAGGAGUUAAGUUUUCUUGAAGUGUUGUGUAUCUGAUGACUGAUGAAUCAAAGAUGACUCGAGUAUUGUGAUUCAA